Molecule: messenger RNA, 1548 nt
Organism: Lotus japonicus
Lineage: Eukaryota; Viridiplantae; Streptophyta; Magnoliopsida; Fabales; Fabaceae
Exons: 4
Coding region: 1-1548 (515 amino acids)
Source: RefSeq, a predicted model, not a curated record
AUGUUUGCCUUCACCUCAAUUGGUGGUAAAGUUGAUUGUGGUUUGAAUGAUGGUCGUGGACCUCCUCAAUUUGUUAUAAGUGGCCAAAAUUAUCAUCGAAUUGGCAGUUUACUUCCAUCCGAAGGUGAUAAUCCAAAAUUUGCUCAAUUGUACAUAUAUGAUACGAGAAAUGAGAUCCAUAACAGAAUGAAGCAUUUUAGUGAUUAUGAUGGUAAAUGCAAUCUUGAGCCUGGUUUAGUGGUGGACUUGCUUAAGAUGGUUGAUGAGCACAAUGUUUUAGCCAAGUCAUUUAGAAGUGUAAGAGAUCAUGUUGAAGAAUUUGAUUCCAAUGAGGUUGCUUUAAGGUUAUUUAGGAAUCGUGUUAAUGAUUCCAAUACAUACAAUCUCCCAAGCGUAGAUGAAGUUGCUGCUUUAAUUGUUGGUGAUUUUGAUAGUUCUGACUGUGGUCGUGAUGUUAUUCUACGCUCAACAAGUGGGAUUGAGGACGCUAUUACUCGUGGUGAUACUGAUGCCUCAACAGUUGGCUCUAGAAUAUUCCUUCCUUCAUCUUUUACUGGGGGUAGGCGGUAUAUGUUUGAUAAUUGCCAAGAUGCUAUGGUUAUUUGUGGAACUUACGGAUAUCCUGAUUUGUUUCUUACAAUGACAUGCAAUCCUAAGUGGCCUGAGAUUGAUCGGCAUGUUUCAAGAUAUUUUUUGUCAGCGUAUGAUCGUCCAGAUAUAUCAUGUCGAGUCUUUCGUAUGAAAUUGGCGCAACUAAUGACAGAUCUCAAGAAAGGGGAGUUUUUUGGGAAGGUCAUUGCUGGUAUGUAUAGCAUUGAAUUUCAGAAGAGAGGUUUACCACAUGCUCACAUUUUGUUGUGGCUUGGUCCUGGGGACAAGCUUAAAACUACUGAAAUGAUAGACUCGGUUAUAUGUGCUGAGCUACCAGAUCCUGAUCUCUACCCUGAAUUGUUUGAUUGUGUGUCAAAUUAUAUGGUUCAUGGACCUUGUGGACUAAGUAGGAAGGAAUCUCCUUGCAUGAAGAAUGACCGGUGUUCCAAAUUUUUCCCGAAAAAAUAUGCAGAUACUACAUCAUUUGACAAUGAUGGGUAUCCUAUUUAUAGGAGGAGGAACACUGGGAUUUCAACCAACAGAAGGGGAGUUGAUUUAGACAAUGGUUUUGUUGUGCCAUACAAUCCCAAACUGCUUAUGAAAUACCAAGCUCAUAUCAACAUUGAGUAUUGCAAUAAGUCAAACUCUAUAAAAUACCUGUUCAAAUAUGUACACAAAGGAGUUGAUAGAGUAACAAUGUCUAUGUCUGCUGGUAAAAAUAAUCAUGAUCAGAAAGCUGAAGUGGAUGAAAUCAAACAAUAUUUUGAUUGUAGAUACUUGUCUCCAUGUGAAGCUGCAUGGAGAAUUUUCAAAUUUGAAAUCCACCAUAAAUGGCCACAUGUUCAGAAACUCACGUACCAUUUACCUAGGAAGCAAGUUGUUUUGUUUAAGGAAAAUCAAUCAAUCGAAGAGGUACUUAAGAAGAACGAAGUUAAGAACAGCAUGUUCCUAGCGUGA